GAGCCGGCGAGCGGCCGCUCAGCUCACAGACUUCUGCCGGCCCUCCCGAACAGCGCAGCCGUCUGUUCCGAGACAUAGUGGUGGUAGUGUUCGCCGCUGCAGAAAGCCACCCCGGGCGGCAUGGGGGUGGCGGAGGACUUCGCCCCGAGCUUCACGCAGAAGCCGCAGCUACGGCAGGAAGAUGAGGGCAACCGGCUCAUCUUCGAGUGUCAGCUGCUGUCGUCCCCCAAGCCAGACAUAUGCUGGUUCAGGGGCGACACGCAGCUCGCAGAGGACCACAGGACCGUGAUGCGCACGCAGGCGCUCGGCUCCAACAAGUUCCUCGUCGUUCUCGAACUCGACGAUGUCAUCGAGAGCGACGCGGGCCUCUACAAAGUCAAGGCCAAAAACAAGAUGGGGGAGGUGGCUGCGUCCAUCAACCUCAAUUUCAGCCCGAUCGAUGAACCACGAGAAAAGCAAAUAGAUGGCAUUGCCCCAACUUUUUCCAAGAAACCUGCAAUACGACAAGAAGAAGAUGGGAAGCGGCUUCUGUUUGAAUGUCGAAUUCAAGCUGAUCCCCGACCAACAGUAACAUGGUCUCACAGUGGUACUGUUGUGAAAGAAUCACCGCGACACAGGCUGUCUGUUGAAAAGGAUGGUCAUUCCUACUUUGCAACACUUGAAAUUAAAAAUGUCACUGUUGAGGAUGCUGGCAAAUACAAAGUGACAGCUAAAAAUGAAUUAGGAGAGAGUAACGCAACAAUAAGCCUGAAUUUUGACAGUUCCUUUCUCAAUAUAGGCGAUGAAGCACCUGUACCUGAGGAUGGAAUCAAGCCAACCUUCACAGAGAGACCUGUAAUAACGCAGUCAGAAGAUGGUGCAAAAGUUACAUUCGAGUGCCGACUUGUAGGAGACCCAAAACCUACUAUAACAUGGUACCAUGGCAAGAAAAUGAUAAAGGAAGCUGGGAGAUAUAAGAUGUCUCUUGUACAAGAUCAGAAACUAUAUUAUUUAGCCAGGUUAGAAAUUAGUUCAGUGGAAACUGAAGAUGGUGGUGAAUACAAAGCUGUAGCAAAAAACAAACUUGGUGAAGGUACUGCUUCCAUAAAUUUGAAUUUUGAAGGAGGUGAUAAACCGAAGAUUCCUGAUGGAAAAGCUCCUCGUUUUCCAAAGAAACCAACAAUACGUCAAGAGGGCGAAGUGUUAGUUAUGGAAUGCAUAUUAGAAGCAAAUCCUGUUCCUGAGAUAACUUGGUACCAAGGUUCCAAGAUAAUUUCAGAUAGCAACCGUGUUCGCAUGUCUCGGAAAGCUACAGGCAAAGACACAUAUCUGUUGACACUAGAAAUUUCCGGUCCUACGAAGGAAGAUGGUGGGAACUAUCGGUGUAACGCCUUCAAUAAUUUUGGCGAGAGCAAUGCAAAUAUUGCAUUGAACUUCCAAGGUGGAGAUGAAGGUGGAUUUGCUCCUUCCUUCAUAGAAAAGCCAAGAAUUAUUCCAAAUGAAACUGGCACUCUCAUCACAAUGAGAUGUAAAUGUAAAGCAAAGCCAAAGCCUCAAGUUACUUGGUACCGUGGAACAACAGUUAUCAAAGAAUCAUCUAAAAUUAAGAUACAGACUGUCGAUAAAGAAGAAGAUACCUAUGAACUCACUCUGGAGAUUAAGGAUCCAACUGGACCAGAUGGUGGUAUUUAUCGGUGUCAUGUGAAAAAUGAAUUUGGUGAAAGUAAUGCCAACUUGAAUCUCAACAUAGAAGCAGAGCCUGAACCUGAAGGGGAUGGUCCAACUUUCAUUGAAAAACCACGUAUUGUCUCGGAACAAGGCGGAAAACUUGUCAUCAUGGAAUGUAAGGUCAAAGCAAACCCCAAACCAACAAUAGUAUGGUACAGAGAAGGAAAAGUCGUGAAAGAAUCUUCAAAAAUUUCAAUGAAGGUGGACCAGAAAGGUGACACAUACCACAUCAUUCUGGAAGUGAGGGAUCCUCAAUUGGAAGAUUCUGGGCUGUACAAAUGUAACAUAAAGAAUGACCUUGGAGAACUAAAUGCAAACCUGACACUCAACAUUGAAAUUGUUCCUGUUAUCAAGGAAAAGCCAAAGGUUAUUAAGAUAGUGAAAAAGAAGACUGUGAUUAUUGAAUGCACAGUGCAAUCAAAGUUUGCACCCAAGUGUACAUGGUUCAAGGAGAGAACAGCAGUCAAGGAAGACAACAGACGUUCUGUGCAUGUGGAGCAAGUGAAAGAGGGAGAAUUUUCUGUGAAACUGGAAAUUGCAUCAUGUUCACAAUCAGACAAAGGUACUUACAAGUUGGUUGCAAGAAAUGAAAAGGGAGAGGCAACGUCACAGACUGUGGAAAUUAUUGACAUUCCAGUAGAGGAGGAGGAAAAGGGUCAACCACCAGAGUUUGCUCUGGGUCUCCGCUCUAUUAGCUCGGAAGAGGGAAAAUCUAUUGAAUUUGUUGCAAAGCUGGUUACUAUUGACAAGAAAGUGAAAGUUACGUGGUACAGGAACACGACAAUAAUCAGAGAAUCCUCUGAAAUCAGCACCAGCUUUGAUGGACAGUAUAUAAGAUUAUCAAUCUCAUCAUGUAAAAAAGAACAUUCCGGUUCAUACAAAGUAACUGUUGCCAAUGAAUAUGGAAAAGCAGACUCAUCAGCUGAUCUUAAAGUGAUAGAAAAGAAGAAAGUUGAAGAGAAGAAAAAAGAAGAGGAAAAGAAGGAAGAGAAGCGUGUGGAGAAGAAAGUUGAAGAGAAACCAGAACCAGAAAAGAAAGUGGAGGAAAAAGUUGAGAAAAAGAAAGAACAAAAAGUGCCAGAAAAGAAGGCUGAGGCAAUAAAGAAAGUGGAGCCACAGAAGAAAACUGAGGAAAUCAUUGAGACAAAGACUGAGGAGAAACCACCAGAAAACAAAGUUGAACCAACAAAGAAAUUGGAGCCUCUUAAGCAAACGGAAGAAAUAAUUGACAUAACUAAAGAUGAGGAAGUGCCACAAAAGAAGGCUGACCUCAUAAAUGAGCUAGAACCUGAUAAGAAAGAGGAGAAAAAAAUUGCGAAAAAAGUGGAUGAGAAACCAGUAGAAAAGAAGGUUGAACCUGCAAAGAAAGUGGAACCUGGAAAGAAAGAGGAGAAAAAAGUUGAGAAAAAAGAGGAAGAGAAACCAACACAAAAGAAGCCUGAGCCUAAGAAAGUGGAAACUGUAAAGAAGGUGGAAGAAAAAGUUGAGAAAAAGGAGGAGAAGCCAGCAGAAAAGAAGGUUGAGCCCAUUAAGAAAGUGGAGCCAGAGAAGAAAAAGGAACCAGAGAAAAAGCCUGAAUUGAAGAAGAUAAUUCAACAAGAAGAACCAAAACUGGAAGAGGAUAAAGCCAUUAAAAUAACUGAAUCAAAGAAAGUGGAAUCUGUCAAGAUUGAGGAAACAAGGGAUGUGAGAAGACAAUCCAUUGUCCAGACUGCAGAUGGGAAGGUAGAAGAGGAAGUUAAAGUUCAGUCCAGAAGAUCAUCGACGAUUGAGAAGAAAGUGACUGAAGAAAAGAAAAAAGAAGAAAGAAAAUUGUCUGUUGAUAAACCAGCUGAACCACCAAAGAUUCGUAGAUACGACCCAAUGGCAUAUAUUCCUAGUAGUUCUGAGGAAGAGUCUGAAGAAGAGGUGGAUGAUGGUUUAAGCAAGGAAGAGGAAUCAUUUAAUGACAUAGCUCCGAAGCCUGUGGACAAGUCUAAACCAGGAAUGAAAGUUCCUGAGAUUAAAGCUCCUGAGGGUCCCAAGAUUGAAGUGAUCCGAGAGAAAACACCAACACGAACAGAUAGCAGGAAAGGCUCCCUUGCACCAGGAUCUGGGCCCCCAAGCCGCCGAGGCUCUCUUAUUCCACCAGAAGACCAACAACGAAGGCCAAGUCUCAUUAUCAGUGAUGAGGAAAAUAGAAAAUUACGCCCUGGUGAAGUCCUUGAGGAGAAAAAGCGUAGAAGACCAAGUGGUGAUAUGAGACGUCCAAGUGUGGCGGAACUAGGUGAAAUGAUUGAUAAGCCAUCAACACCUCUGCGCGCUACAGGAAGUCCAGGACCUCCUGUUAUUGUUGACGUGCAGGAGAGCUACUCUGCUGUUGAAGAUCAAACGGGUUAUAUCACUAUUGGUGUUGAAGGAAAUCCAGCACCCACCUUCAAAUUCUACAAGGGAAUGACAGAACUCUUGUACAUAGAAGGAGGUCGGUUUAAAUUUGUAACUGAUGGAGAGACUAAUUCAAUAACUCUAUGUAUAAGGAAGGUGAAACCUAAUGAUGAAGGAAAGUACAAAGUUGUUGUUAGUAAUGAACAUGGAGAAGAUUCAGCAGAAAUGCAGUUGUAUGUGUCAGAUGCCAGUGGAAUGGACUUCCGUGCUAUGUUAAAGAAGCGUAAAUAUGCAAAGUGGGGAAAAGACAAAGAAGAACCUGACUGGGGAGAUCUAAAGGAAGUAGAAAAGGAAGUACCUAAACUAAAGAAAGUCGAAAAGAAACAAGAGUCCUUUUUGAAGCCAUUAGUGGAUCAGGUAGCGAAGGAAGGAAAAGAUAAGAAAGUAGUAUUUGAUGCUGUGUUUUCCAAACCAAAUGCAAAACCAAAGUGGAUGUUCCGGAAAGAUGAGCUGUUUCCUGGCUCAAAAUACAAAUUUGUUAAUGAAAAUGAUGUGUACAAACUUAUCAUUAACAUGCCCAAAGUUGAAGAUACUGGAAAAUAUACUGUAGAAAUUGGAGGUGUUUCAUGCACUGCAUUCUUAAAUGUUGAAGAGGCUGAACCAGUAUACUCAUUUUUGAAACCUUUAAGCAAGAAAAUAGAAGGUUUCACAAAGCAUGAAACAUCCAUGGAAUGUACUGUUAGCAGCAGCAUGGCUAUUAUACAUUGGUACAAAGGAAACACAAAACUUGAGGAGGGAGAUAAAUAUGAAAUGAGCAAGGACUUAGCUGGUAUCUGCCGGUUGACAAUCAAGAAUUGUGAACUUACUGACAGUGGUGAAUAUUCGUGCCGAAUUGCUAAGCAGGAUGAUAAAACCACGACAACAGUUAAAAUAAUUGAAUAUCCUUACAAGUUUGUAAAAGUGUUGAAGAGUCAACAGAUAACAGAAAAGGAAACUGUCACAUUACUUUGUGAACUUGAUGAUGCCGGAGGGGAAGUUACAUGGAUGAAAGGUGAUGAAGAAGUGAAACCAGAUAAAAGAAUACAUAUUGUGAAAGACGGAAGGAAGAGAAAGCUUAUAAUUAAGGACUCCAAAGUAACAGAUUGUGGAAUGUAUUCCUGUGUCAGUAAUGCUGACAAGACAGAGGCUGAACUAGUUAUCCAGUAUCAAAAUCGUUUCAACAAGAAACUUAAAGACACCACUGUGGUAGAACGAGAAAAACUUGUGCUGGACAUUGAACUUCAGGAUCAGACUGCUCCAGCUGAAUGGUUUUUCAAUGGAGAACCAAUCAAGGAAUCUGAUAGAAUACAAAUUAAGAAUCUGGGAGGAGGCAAGCACCAACUCAUUUUCAAUCAAGUUCAGCUUGACGAUUCUGGAGAAAUACGGUGUGAAUCUGGAAAACUGUCAUCAACUGCAAAAAUUACAGUCAAGAAAGGUGAAGCGAAACCAGUUAUAGAUUUCCCUGAUGAAGUUGAUGGCCCUUGUAAUAAACCUAUAAUAUUUGAGGUCCCAUACAAAGUGGAAGGAACAAGGCAGUCACAGAUAGAAGCAAAACUGUUAAAGGAUGGUAAACCUCUACCUCUGAAGGAUGUGGAUGUUGUUGUAGCUGAAGACAAAAUAAUAUAUAAAAUCAAGAAACCAGCUAGAAAUUUGUCUGGCCCAUACCAGAUAAAGAUUUCGAACUCACAGGGAGAAGCUGUGCAGAAUGUGAAGAUCAAUAUGCAAGAUGUUCCAUCACCGCCAAGGGAUGUAACUGUUACAGAAAUAUUCCAGAAUUCAUGUGUUGUUAAGUGGAAACCAUCUGCUGAUGAUGGCGGAACCCCCCUUGUUCAUUAUGUUGUUGAACGCCUGGAUAUGAGUGUCAAAGGUGGUUGGGACAGUGUUGCUGAAAUCACACCUGACAAGCCCACAGUUUUUAAGUGUGAGGACUUAGUUCACAAAAGAGAAUAUAAAUUCCGUAUACGAGCAGUAAACAAACUGGGCUCUUCUGAACCAGCACUUUUUGCUAAACCAGUAUUGGCAAAAGAUCCAUGGGAUGAGCCAAGCAAACCAAACAAUGUGGAGGUUGUGGACUGGGAUAAAGACCAUGCUGAUCUAAAGUGGACAAAACCUGAAAAUGAUGGUGGAGCUCCAAUAACUGGAUAUGUUAUUGAGUUUAAAGAAAAGUUUGGAAAAGACUGGCAAACUGGAAAAGUACUGGAUGGUGACAUAACUGCUGCUACCAUCGAUGGUCUGAAGGAAGGAACACAGUACGAGUUCCGCAUUAGAGCAGUUAACAAGGCAGGACCUGGAGAACCUAGUGAUGCAACAAAACCAAUUAUAGCAAAGGCAAGAUUUGUGAAACCAUUUAUUAUUGGUGAUGGGUUAACCAACAUUGUUGUAAGGAAAGGACAAGUUAUAAAAUACGAUAUAAAGUAUGGUGGUGAGCCAGAACCAGUAGCACGUUGGGAAGUUGAUACAAAGGAAAUUGUAGAAGACAAAGAAGAACGCAUUACCAUUGACAAAUAUGAGAGAAACACAGUGCUUACUGUAAGGAGAACAAGUAGAGCUGACAGUGGAAAAUAUAAAUUAAUAUUGAAAAAUGACACAGGCAUUUGUGAAUCUGUGGCUGAUGUUGUUGUCUUGGACAAACCCUCGAUGCCUAUGGGACCAAUGAAGGUUGAGGAAGUGAGAGCAAAUCAUGUGAAGGUUAAGUGGGAGAAACCAGAGGACAAUGGAGGAACUGAAGUUACUGGAUAUGUAUUAGAAAAGAUGGAUCUGGAUACAGGACGCUGGAUUCCAGCUGGAGAGGUGGGCCCAGAUAAAAACACUUUCACAUUUGAUGGCCUGACACCAAAGAAAAAAUAUAAGUUUAGAGUAAAAGCUGUUAACAAGGAAGGAGAAUCUGAACCACUGGAAACGGAAGGAGCUAUACUGGCUAAGAAUCCAUAUGAUGAACCUGGGCGUCCUGGAAAACCUGAAAUAUUUGAUUAUGACAACAAGAGUGUCAGCUUAAAAUGGGCUAAACCAGAAAGUGAUGGUGGUCGCCCUAUAACUCAUUACACUAUUGAGAUGAAAGACAAAUUUUCUGUAGACUGGGUAGAAGUCUGUAAAACACAAGAUAGUACAUGUGAGGCAAAAGUUGAAGACCUGAAAGAAAGAAUGGUGUACCAGUUCCGUGUCCGUGCCCACAAUAAGGCUGGUGCAAGUGAGCCAAGCGAACCCACUGACACCCAUGUCUGCAAACACAAACACUUGAAACCAAGAAUCGAUCGCACAACAUUCAAGAGUGUUACAAUCAAGGCUGGCCGAACUCAUAAAUGGUCUGUGGACAUAUCUGGUGAACCACCACCAGCAGUUACAUGGCUUUGGAAAGAUUCUGUUAAGCUUGUACCCACAGAAAAAAUUAAAAUCGAUAAUGUCGAUUAUCAUACUGAUUUUACUAUUAUAAACGCAGUUCGCCGAGACACGGGAAAAUACACUCUGAUUGCAGAAAAUGCUUCAGGGAAGGACCAGGAGACAGUGGAGUUGACAGUUCUUGGCAAGCCAAGUGCUCCACAAGGACCACUUGAAGUGAAAGAUGUUACCAAAACUUCAGCCAAAGUUAAAUGGCAAAAACCAGAAGAUGAUGGUGGUUGCCCAAUAAAAGAGUAUGAAGUAGAAAAAAUGGAUCUGGCAACUGGAAAAUGGGUUAGAGUUGGUCGAGUUCCUGGAGACCGGGAGAAUCCUGAAAUGGAGAUCACAGGAUUAGAACCGGGUGCUGAAUAUAAGUUCCGUGUGACUGCAGUUAAUGAUGAGGGUGAUUCUGAACCGCUUGUUACUGAAAAGGGAACUAUUGCAAAGAAUCCUUUUGAUGAGCCUACAGCACCUGGUACUCCUGAGAUAACAGAUUAUGAUAAUGAAAGUGUAGAUUUGAAGUGGACUAAGCCUGAAAGUGAUGGCGGUGCACCAAUUGAAAAAUACAUUAUUGAGAAGAAAGACAGGUUUAAGCCAGACUGGGAGAAAGCUAUUGAAGUUCCUGGAGACCAGUUAACAGCAAAAGUGCCUGACCUUAAGGAAAGGGCAGAGUAUCAGUUCCGAGUAGUUGCAGUAAAUAAAGCAGGGCCAUCACCAGCUUCAGAACCAACAAAGACACAUCUUGUCAAACAUCGAGCAUUGAAGCCACGUAUUGAUCGAACAAACCUGAAGCCAAUUGUUAUUAGAGCUGGGAAAAGUGUCAAAUAUGAUGUCAAUAUUCGUGGUGAGCCUCCUCCAGAUGUUAAAUGGUUUCUGCAGGAUACUGAGGUGAAAUCAGAGGGCAACUAUGAAAUAAUAAAUGUUGACUACAAUACCAAGUUUUCACUUAAUGAUGCAGUUAGGAAAAACUCUGGAGUGUACAAAAUUGUUGCAGAAAAUCAACACGGGAAAGAUGAGGCAGAAGUUGAGAUUACUGUACUUUCUGCACCAUCUAAACCGAAAGGACCCUUGAAAGUCUCUGAUGUUACAAAGAAUAGUUGCAAACUGAAAUGGGAGAAACCAGAGGAUGAUGGUGGAAAACCAAUUACUGGGUAUGUUGUUGAAAAACUUGACAAAGAGACUGGGAGGUGGGUGCCUGUGGGAAGAACAUUGGAGCCAGAGAUGGAUGUGAAGGGCCUGCAAGAAGGACACGAAUACCAGUUCCGAGCCCGUGCUGUGAAUGAAGAGGGUGAAAGUGAACCUCUUGAGACAGAACGUGCAACUUUAGCCAAAAACCCAUUUGAUAUCCCUUCAAAACCAGGAACUCCAGAAAUUGUUGACUGGGAUGUUGAUCGUGUUGACCUUAAGUGGAAAGCACCAAAGAGAGAUGGUGGUGCUCCUAUUACUGGAUAUGUCAUAGAGAAGAAAGAAAAAUUCAGCAGCUCAUGGGAUGAAAUUCUAACCACAACUUCACCUGCAACAGAAGCCCGAGUUCCAGGGUUGAAGGAGGGUAAUCAAUACCAGUUCCGUAUAAGAGCUGUCAAUAAAGCAGGUCCUUCAGAGCCUAGCGAUUCAACAAAACCACACAUUGCCAAGGCCAGGUUCUUGAAGCCACUAAUCAACCGUGAGAAAUUGCAGAAGGUUACUGUACGAGCUGGUCAGUUUGUGAAGUUUGAUGUUGAUGUUAAGGGCGAGCCACCUCCAGUUAUCACGUGGAGUUUUGCUAACAAAGUUCUGGAAAAUGGGCCAACUGUAAAAAUUGAAAAUGAAGAUUAUAACACAAAACUGACAUUGUCAGAUACAACAAGGAAAAACACUGGAACAUAUACCAUCAAAGCUGAAAAUGACUCUGGGAAAGAUGAAGCCACAGUCGACGUUAUUGUUCUUGACAAGCCAGGGAAGCCAGAGGGCCCAUUGGAAGUUAGUGAUGUCCACAAAGAAGGCUGCAAGCUGAAAUGGAGCAAGCCAAAGGAUGAUGGUGGUCUUCCACUAACAGGAUAUGUUCUUGAGAAAAUGGAUACAACUACAGGUCGCUGGGUUCCAGCUGGCUUUGUAGAUCCAGAGAAAACUGAGCAUGAGGUUACAGGAUUAGAACCCAACAAGAAAUAUCAAUUUAGGGUUAAGGCUGUGAAUGAGGAAGGUGAAUCUGAACCUCUUGAAACUGAUACAGCCAUUCUUGCAAAGAAUCCAUAUGAUCCUCCAUCUGCACCUGGCUUACCGGAGAUUGUAGACUGGAAUGAAAACAUGGUGAAACUCAAAUGGGAACGUCCAAUUCGAGAUGGCGGUGCUCCAAUCACUGGUUACGUAAUUGAAAUGAUGGACAAGUAUGGAGGUGCUUUUGUCAAGUGUGCUGAGAUACCUGGAAAUGUUUGUGAGGGGACAGUUCCAAAAUUAGAGGAAGGUAACCAGUAUCAAUUUAGAGUAAGGGCAGUUAAUAAAGCAGGCCCAGGAGAUCCCAGUGAGGAAACAAAUCCACACACUGCCAAAGCAAGAUUCUUGAAACCACGUAUUGAUCGCACCAAUUUACAGAAUAUCACUUUGAAAGUUGGGUUGACUGUGAGUCUUGAUAUAAAUAUUAUUGGUGAGCCACCACCAGAAGUCACUUGGUACUUCAAAGAUAAGGAACUAAAGACUGAAGAUCAAAUUCGAAUUGAUAACAUAGACUACAAUACAAAAUUCUUCAUAAUGAAAGCAAUGAGAGCCCACACAGGAAAAUAUAAAAUUGUAGCUAAAAAUUCUGUGGGUGAAGAUUCUGCUGAAAUUGACAUUACAGUAUUAGGAAAACCAACGAAACCAAAGGGUCCAUUAGAUGUAUCCGACGUCACAAAGAAUGGUUGCAAGUUGAAAUGGCAGAAACCAGAUGAUGAUGGCGGAAGUCCUAUAGAGUAUUAUGAAAUAGAGAAGCUGGAUCCAUUGACUGGGCAAUGGAUCCCUUGUGGGCGCUCAACGGAACCUGAGGCUAAUAUUACUGGAUUGCAGGAAGGAAAGCCUUACAAAUUCCGAGUGAAGGCUGUGAACAAGGAAGGUGAAUCAGAAGAACUGGAGACUGAGAAACCAAUCAUCGCCAAAAAUCCAUUUGAUGAACCAAGCAAGCCUGGACGACCUGAACCAAGAAAUUGGGAUAAGGACUUUGUUGAUUUGGAAUGGUCCAAACCAAAGAGUGACGGUGGAGCUCCAAUAGAAAAAUAUAUUGUUCAAAUGCGUGACAAGGAAGGACGAAACUGGGUUGACGCGUUAACAGUUCCUGGAGACAGGACUGCUGGACGUGUCACUGAUGUCGUUGAAGGACAUGAAUAUGAGUUCCGAGUUGUUGCAGUCAACAAGGCUGGUCCAAGUGAACCCAGUGAUGUCUCAAAAUCAGUUGUAGCAAAGCCCCGCUUCCUGGCACCAUAUAUUGAUCGUAAAAACUUGCAAAAGAAAGUGCUACGUAGUGGCCAGUUGUUACGAAUUGAAGCUGAUGUCAAGGGUGAACCACCUCCAAAGAUUACGUGGACUCUCAAGGAAACAGUACUGAAGUCCCAUGACAGACUGAAAAUUGAAAAUGAAGAUUACAAAACAACAUUCAUCCUCCAGAAAGUAAAGAGAGCAGAUACUGGAGUUUACACUGUAACAGCAAAGAAUGAUUCUGGAGUGGAUUCUGUUGAUGUUGAAAUUUCUGUACUGAGUAAACCUAGUAAGCCCAAAGGUCCACUAAAAGUAUCAGAUGUUACUGCAGAAGGCUGCAAACUUAAGUGGGACAAACCAGAAGAUGAUGGUGGUGAACCAGUUGACCAUUAUGUUAUUGAACGUAUGGAUACUGAAACAGGACGCUGGGUACCAGUUGGUACAAGCAAGACUCCUGAAGCUGAGGUUUCUGGGCUAAAUGAAGGAAAAGAAUACCAGUUCAGAGUCAAGGCUGUCAAUGCUGAAGGAGAAUCUGAACCGCUAGAAACUGAUGUACCAACAUUAGCCAAGAAUCCAUACAGUGAACCAGACAAACCAGGUAAACCAGAAGUACGUGAUUGGAAUAAACAUCAAGCUGAUCUUAAAUGGGCACCUCCAAAGUCUGAUGGAGGAGCUCCAAUCACAUCAUACAUUAUUGAAAAGAAGGAUCAAUACAGCUCUAAAUGGCAAAAAGCAGUUGAAGUUAUUGGGAACAAGUGUGAAGCAAAAGUGCCAGACUUGGUGGAAGGUAUGAAAUAUGUGUUCAGAGUACGAGCAGUUAAUAAGGGUGGUCAGAGUAAACCCAGUGAGCCAAGUGACACCGUCCUUGCAAAGGACAGAUUUGCUCCUCCACGAAUUGACCGCAGCACAUUAAAGGAUACAGUUAUUAAAGCAGGUCAGAUGAUUCGCUUUGAUGUAAAAAUAAGUGGUGAACCACCACCAUCUAAAUCAUGGUUCCUCAAUAAAGCACGGCUUGAAUCAAAAGAUGAUAUUUCUAUUGAAAGUGAAGAAUAUAGAACAAAAUUACUUAUUCAGACUGCCACAAGACAGCACUCUGGAACGUAUCUUAUCAAGGCUGAAAAUAACUCUGGGAAGGAUGAAGCUGCUGUGGAGAUUACUGUACUCGACAAACCAAGCAAGCCAGUGGGACCACUCAAGAUUUCAGAUGUUCAUAAAGAAGGAUGCAAUCUGAAAUGGAAUGCUCCAGAAGAUGAUGGUGGAUCUCCAAUUGAGCAUUAUGUUGUUGAGAAAAUGGACACUGAAACAGGUCGUUGGGUUCCUGUGGGUAGAUCCAAAGAACCAAAUAUGGAAGUAGCAAAUCUGGUGCCUGGACAAGAAUAUAAAUUCCGUGUCAUGGCUGUGAAUGCAGAAGGCGAAUCAGAACCAUUAGAAGCUGACCAGGCUAUUGUUGCCAAGAAUCCAUAUGAUGAACCCGAUGCACCAGGAGCGCCAGAACCCACUGACUGGGACAAAGAUCAUGUAGACCUGAGAUGGACCCCACCAACCUCAGAUGGUGGGUCUCCAAUCACAGGCUACAUUAUUGAGAAGAGAGAGAAAGGCUCACCACGCUGGACAAAGGCCGGGGAGGUCAAAGGUCCUGAAUGCAAGGGCACUGCUGAUAACUUAGAAGAAGGUGUUGAGUAUGAAUUCAGAGUGAAAGCAGUGAAUGCAGCAGGACCCAGUGCUCCUAGUCAGGCUAGUAAGCCUGUUGUUGCCAAGCCUAGAAAAUUGGCACCGAAAAUUGACAGACGUAAUUUACGCAACAUCACCGUCCGUCAAGGUGAGCCAAUACUGUUUGAUGUGAAGAUUAUUGGAGAACCUCCACCAGAUGUCACAUGGACACUGAAUGACAAGUCAAUUCAACAAACAAGUACUCGUAGAAUAGAAAAUGUGCCAUAUAAUUCCAAGUUCUUUAAUGAUGAACCUGAUCGAAAGGACAGUGGCAUUUAUAAAAUAACAGCUGUCAACAAAUAUGGCUCUGACACUGCUGAAGUUGAAGUCAAUGUUGUGUCCAAACCUGGUAAACCAGAAGGUCCUCUGGAAGUGUCAGAUGUCCACAAAGAUGGCUGUACUCUCAAAUGGAAGAAGCCAAAGGAUGAUGGAGGUGAACCAAUUGAGACAUAUGUUGUUGAGAAAUUUGAUACAGAUACUGGUGUGUGGCUGCCAGUUGGCCGAAGCAAGGAGCCACAGAUGGAAGUAACAGGUCUUAUUCCUGGACAUGAUUAUCAGUUUAGAGUCAAGGCUGUCAAUAAAGAAGGUGAAUCUGAGCCUUUGGAGACACUGUCACCUACAACAGCUAAGGAUCCCUUCACUGCUCCUGGUACUCCUGGUGCCCCAGAACCUGUUGACUGGAGCCAGAACCAUGUAGACCUGGUAUGGAAAGAACCUGCUCACGAUGGUGGUUCACCAAUCACUGGUUAUAUUAUAGAAAAGAAAGAUAAAUACAGCAUGAUGUGGGAAAAAGCUUUAGAGACUGAAAGUCCAACACCACAAGCUGUGAUUCAUGGUCUAAUUGAAGGCAAUGAAUACCAGUUCCGUGUCAUUGCUGUAAAUAAAGCAGGUCCUGGUGAACCUGGAGAAGCAAGCAAAAACUUCGUUGCGAAGCCUAGAUUCUUGGCACCAAGGAUAGACAGGAGAAAUUUGCGUGAUGUGACAUUAUCUGCAGGAUCGACACUGAAGUUUGAUGUCAACAUUAUUGGAGAACCCCCACCAAAUGUGGAGUGGCGGUAUGGCAGCAUUCCAUUGAAGUCAUCCAAGACAGUGCAAGUUGAUAAUGUGGAUUAUAAUAGCAAGCUUGUAAUCCGUCCUGUACACCGUGGUGAUUCUGGUGAAUAUACAAUAACAGCCACAAAUACAUCUGGAAAGGAUUCGGUGACUGUGAAUGUGACUGUCACAGACAAACCAACUGCUCCAGAAGGACCACUUCAGGUAUCUGACGUCCACAAGGAAGGAUGUAAACUCAAAUGGAAGCGACCAAAGGAUGAUGGAGGUACUCCAAUCGAAUAUUACCAAGUUGAAAAGAUGGAUCCAGAGACAGGCUGUUGGGUACCUUGUGGAAGAUCCAAUGAACCAGCUAUGGAGGUCACUGGAUUAACACCUGGGAAGGAAUAUAAAUUCCGUGUAGCUGCUGUGAAUUCAGAAGGUGAAUCAGAACCAUUGGUAGCUACAGAGACCAUUGUGGCUAAAAAUCCGUUUGAUGAACCUGGAAAACCUGGUGAUCUAAAAGCUACAGACUGGGACAAAGACCAUGUUGAUCUGAAAUGGACACCACCAAAGGAGGAUGGAGGCUCACCUAUCACUGGCUAUGUUGUAGAGAAGAAAGACAAGUAUGGACAGUGGGAGAAAGCUCUGGAGGUUCCAGCAGGACAGACAACUGCCACUGUGCCUGACCUAAUUGAGGGACAGCCGUAUGAGUUCAGGGUUCGUGCUGUAAAUGCUGCUGGACCAGGUGAACCUAGUGAUGCCACACCAACAAUUAUUGCCAAGCCACGUAAUCUUGCUCCAAAAAUAGAUCGAACAAAUCUGAUAGAAGUAAGAAUCAAAGCAGGUCAAAACUUUGGAUUUGAUGUCAAAGUUAGUGGAGAACCUCCGCCAACAACAAAAUGGCUGUUACAAGGAAAAGAAGUGAGACCAUCAGACAGAAUUAAAGUUCAGCAUGCAGAAUAUAAUACAAAAAUUAAUGUGAGAAUGGCAACAAGAGCUGAGUCAGGAAAGUAUAAAAUUGUGGCAGAGAACAUUAAUGGGCGUGAUGAAGCAGAAGUAAAUGUAAUUGUUUUAGACAAACCAAGCCCACCUGGUGGUCCACUGAAGGUAUCCGACAUUCAUGCAGAGGGUUGCAAGUUAGCCUGGAACCCACCAGCAGAUGAUGGCGGUCAGCCUGUUGAAAAAUAUGUUGUUGAAAAGAUGGACGAAGCUUCAGGAAGGUGGGUACCUGCAGGAGAAACAGAGGGUCCUCAGACAUCUCUAGAGGUUGAUGGGCUCACUCCAGGACACAAAUAUAAAUUCAGAGUCCGUGCUGUCAACAAGCAAGGAAAAUCAGAACCAUUAACAACAGCACAAGCAAUUGAGGCAAAGAAUCCAUUUGAUGAACCAAGUCAGCCAGGAACUCCAGAAAUUACAGAUUAUGAUAAAGAUUUUGUUGAGCUGAAAUGGUCAAAGCCAGAAAAAGAUGGAGGGUCACCCAUUACUGGCUACAUAAUUGAAAAGAAGGACAAAUAUAGUCCAAACUGGGAGAAAUGCGCUGAGGUGGAAGGUGAUGUUACAACAGGCAAGGUUCCAGAUCUUAUUGAGGGCAACCAAUAUGAAUUUAGAAUUCGUGCAGUUAACAAAGCAGGGCCUAGUGAACCUAGUGCACCAACAAAACCACACACAGCACGACCAAAGAACUUGGCUCCACAUAUUGACAGAAAUGCUUUGCUGGAUAUUAAAGUACGGGCUGGACAGAACUUUGAAUUUGAUGUGCCAGUUAUUGGUGAACCACCACCAAACAAACAGUGGUCUCUCAAAGGGGAUGCAGUGAUUAACACUGAUAGAAUCAAAGUUGUCAAUGAAGAUUACAACACAAAACUUCGAGUGACUGAUGCAAAAAGGGCAGAUAGUGGCACAUACACAAUUACUGCAAAGAACAUCAAUGGUGUGGAUACUGCAACAGUUAAUGUUACAGUGCUUGAUGUUCCAACACCACCUGAAGGGCCCUUGAAACCAGACAAUGUAACAAAAUCAUCUUGCUCAUUGUUUUGGAGACCUCCAAAGGAUGAUGGUGGUUCUGAAAUAACACAUUAUGCAGUGGAAAAACUUGAUACUGAAAAUAUGCGUUGGGUGCCUGUAGGUGAAUGUAAUGGAACUUCAAUGAGGGUUGAUCAUCUGAUAGAAGGGCAUGACUAUAAUUUCCGGGUUCGUGCAGUUAAUAAGCAAGGAGAAUCUCAACCAUUGACUGGAACUCAGACUAUAACUGCAAAAGAUCCUUUCUCCAAGCCUGACAAACCUGGAACACCAGAACUAGUUGAUUGGGAUAAGGAUCAUGUUGACCUUGAAUGGACUGCACCUAAAAAGGAUGGUGGUUCACCUAUAACCUCCUACAUAAUUGAGAAGCGCACAAGAUUUGGGCCAUGGGAGAAAGCUGCAGAAGUUCCAGGUAACCAGACAAAGGGAACAGCACCAAACUUAACUGAAGGCGAAGAAUAUGAAUUCCGCGUCAUUGCUGUAAACAAAGGAGGUCCAGGUGAACCUAGUGAACCAUCAGCUUCUGUUGUUGCCAAGCCAAGAUUCCAGAGUCCUGUGUUUGACAAAACACUUCUACAGGAUCUCAUUGUACGUGCUGGUCAGAGAAUAAAUUACACAAUCCCAAUAGAAGCUUCACCAAAGCCUACAGCUACAUGGACUGUCAAUGGCAAGAAAGUGGAACCUGGUGUCCGAGCUGAUAUCCAUACAACUACUAAGAGUACUGUGUUUGAAAUAUUGUUCUCUGUGCGAGCUGAUACUGGUCGUUACACUCUCACUUUGGAAAACAAAUAUGGACAGGCAUCAGCAUCAGCUAAUGUCACAGUACUUGAUCGCCCAUCGCCACCUGAAGGUCCCCUCAUUGUGAGUGAUGUGACAAAAGAAAGUGCACGUCUAUCAUGGAAAGUUCCACUGGAUGAUGGUGGCAGCCCUAUUCUCCAUUAUGUUAUUGAAAAAAUGGACGUGUCUAGAGGAACGUGGUCAGAUGCAGGGAUGUCUACAUCACUGACUCAUGAAGUAACUCGUCUCGUUCAUCGUAAGGAAUAUCUCUUCCGAGUGAAAGCAGUAAACAGCAUUGGAGAGUCAGAUGCUCUUGAGACAGUGAAGGGUGUAAUUGCGAAGAAUCAGUUUGAUGAACCUGAUGCACCUGGUAAGCCUCUAGUCAUGGACUGGGACAAGGACCAUGUUGAUUUGGAAUGGACAGCUCCAAAAUCUGAUGGUGGAGCACCCAUCACAGGCUACAUUAUUCAGAAAAAAGAAAAAGGAAGUCCAUAUUGGGUGAAUGCUGUGCAUGUUCCAGCAAAUAAAACUAGUGCAACUGUGCCAGACUUGACAGAAGGUCAGGAGUAUGAAUUCCGUGUUGUAGCAACAAAUUCUGCUGGUCAGAGUGAACCCAGUGAGCCUUCAGACACUGUAACUGCAAAAGCUAGAUACUUGGCACCAAAGAUUAAAACUCCACUAAAUGACAUACGCAUUAAGGCAGGACAGAUAUUCCAUGUUGAUAUAGACUUUAUUGGUGAACCUCAGCCUGAAGUAACAUGGACUGUUGAUGGGAAACCAUUGAAGACAGAUGAAAGAACAACUAUCACAUCAAUUGGCUACCACACAAUUGUACACACUGUCAGUACAAAGCGAUCAGACAGUGGAUUAUACCACCUGCAGUUGCGAAACAACUCUGGACUUGAUGAAGGAUCAUUCCAAGUAAUAGUGUUAGAUCGCCCAUCUCCUCCAGAAGCACCAUUAGAAUAUGAAGAAAUUACAAGUUCCAGUGUUACUCUUUCUUGGAAACCACCAAAAGAUAAUGGAGGCAGUGAAAUAACGGGCUAUGUCAUUGAAAAGAGAGACCUUACACAUGGUGGUGGAUGGGUUCCAGCUGUAAAUUAUGUGAAUCCCAAAUAUAAUCAUGCCACAGUUCCACGCCUUCUUGAAGGGACAAAGUAUGAAUUCAGAGUUUCAGCUGAGAAUCUUCAAGGCCGCUCUGAGCCCCUGAACACUACAAAGCCUGUAGUUGCAAAGAACCAAUUUGAUGUUCCUGGACGACCAGGUAAACCAGAGGGUGUAGACAGUGACAAAGAUCAUAUCAAAAUCAAAUGGACACCUCCAAUUAGCAACGGUGGUUCACCAAUUAUUGGUUAUGAUGUAGAGCGGCGAGACCGUAAGACAGGAAGGUGGAUAAAAGUUAACAGGGAACCUGUUAGGCAAACUGAGUAUUAUGAUGACAGUGUACAAGAAGGGCACCAGUAUGAGUAUCGUGUAUCAGCUGUAAAUGCAGCUGGUCCAGGGAAGCCCAGUGAUACAUCACAAGUUCUGAAUGCUAAGUCAAUGAGAGAAAAGCCAAAACUUUAUCUAGAUGGCCUGAUUGGUAGGAAGCUAAAGGUUCGCGCAGGUGAACCGAUAAACAUACAGAUCCCACUGUCUGGUGCUCCACUACCAACAGUAGAAUGGACCAAAAAUUCUAUAAAACUUCCAGAAUCUAAUAGAAUAACAGCUGAAACAGCAAGUGACAAUACUCAUUUACGUAUUGAUUCUUCAACUCGUAAUGAUUCUGGAAAAUAUACUGUCACAGCAAAGAAUGAUUUUGGAAAGGACUCAGCUGAUAUAGAGGUAAUCGUGGUUGAUAAACCAGGUUGUCCUAAAGGACCUCUUCAGUAUACGUCUGUAUCCCAGGACAGUGUUUCUCUUGCCUGGAAUCCACCUGCAGAUGAUGGUGGAGGUGAUAUUACAGGCUAUGUAGUUGAAGUAGCUGAGUUUGGUACUGACAGCUGGCGGCAGGUUCCAGGGUUCUGUCCAAAACCAGCAUUUACAGUAAAGUCUCUGACUGAAGGCAAACGAUAUGUAUUCCGUGUACGUGCAGAAAAUAUUUAUGGCCUUUCUGAACCAUUGGAUGGCAAGCCAGUGGUUGCCAAGAGCCCAUUUGAUCCACCAGAUGCACCUGGUCAGCCAGAAAUCACAUCCUACAGCCCCAACAGUUGCAAUCUCAGCUGGACACCACCUCAGAAUACAGGAGGAAAACCAGUAACAGGUUACUAUGUUGAGAAACGUGAACGUGGUGGUGAAUGGAUAAAAGUAAACAAUUAUCCAACACCAAACACCAGUUACACUGUUCAGGAUCUUCGAGAAGGAAAUAGAUAUGAAUUCAGAGUUGUAGCACUGAAUGAAGCUGGUCCUGGCAAACCAAGCAAGCCAACAGAACCACUUACAGCUCAAGCACAAAGAUUGAAACCAGAUGCCCCUGAACCUCCCAAACCAGAUCGUGUAACUAAAGAUAGUGUAACUCUAUCCUGGAGACCGCCACGUAGUGAUGGAGGCGCUAAGAUUAAGGGCUACAUUGUACAGAAGAAGGCAAAAGGAGAUAAGGAUUGGUCAGAUGCUAGUGGAGCACCUAUUCCUGUUACAGUCUUUAAGGUACCAAAUCUUAAAGAAGGGGAUGAGUAUCAGUUCCGUGUAAUUGCUGUCAAUGAUGUAGGGCCAUCAGAACCUAGCAGACCUAGUCAGAAUGUACUUAUUGAGGAGCAGCCUAAUAAACCAUGUAUGGAUUUGGGAGCAUUACGUGAUAUUACGGUGCGUGCUGGUGAAGAUUUCUCCAUCCAUGUGCCAUAUGUUGCCUUCCCUAAGCCAACUGCAUCUUGGUUUGCAAAUGAUAAUUUACUGGAUGAGGCUGAUACUAGAGUAUUCCACCAGCUGGCUGAUGACUUUGCAAGCAUUGUUGUCAAGAAUUCUAAGAGAUCAGAUACUGGCCAGUAUAGGCUUCAGCUACGGAACCCAUCUGGAUAUGAUACAGCUACAGUCAAUGUCCGUGUGCUAGAUCGACCUGGUCCUCCAGAAAAUCUCCGUGCUGAUGAAUUCGCAGGAGAUGCACUUACUUUAUACUGGAACCCACCAAAGGAUAAUGGUGGUGGUGACAUUACCAAUUAUAUUGUAGAGAAGAAAGAACCAAGGUCACCAACAUGGUCAAAAGUGAGCAGUUAUGUGACUACACCAUUCUGUAGAUUACGAAACUUGGUUAUUGGACAUGAGUAUGAAUUCCGUGUAAUGGCUGAAAACCAAUAUGGUGUUUCGGAUCCUGCUGUAACGAAAGACCCAGUCAGAGCACGACAUCCAUUUGAUCCUCCUGGAGCACCAGGUGCACCACGUGGAGUUGAAACAUCAGAAGAUUCUAUUACAAUUGCAUGGACAAAACCACGCCACGAUGGAGGAUCACCUAUAACUGGCUAUAUCAUAGAAAAGAAGUUAAUAAAUGAAGACAAGUGGACCAAAGCCAAUCAUGUGCUGAUUCAGGAUCUAAGUUACAAAGUGGGCAGUCUGAUUGAAAAUCAUGAAUAUGAGUUCCGAGUGGCAGCAGUAAAUGCUGCUGGACAAGGCCCAUGGAGUUCAGCCUCUGAUGCUAUUUGUUGCAGGCCACCUCCAAGCUCACCUAAGAUCACAAGCGAUCUUAGCAUCAGAGACAUGACAGUCAUUGCAGGAGAAGAGUUCACUAUAACAGUUCCUUUCACGGGUAAUCCGGUACCAAAACCCACAUGGACCAUUAAUGGAGAAGAAGUCAUUCCAGGAGAUAGAAUCAAAUUUGAAACUACCUCCAACCAGACAGUAUUCCACAAUAGAUGUGCAAGAAGGAGUGAUAUGGGCAAUUACACAAUACAGUUAGUGAAUAUUGAAGGCUCAGAUACUGCUUCUUGCAAGGUUUUGGUUGUAGAUAAACCACUGCCACCUCAGGGACCACUAGAUGUGUCUGACAUCACUCCUGAGACUUGUUCCUUGAGCUGGAAGCCCCCAUUAGAUGAUGGUGGCUCUCCUAUCACAAACUAUGUAGUGGAGAAACUUGACCCUACUUCUGGAUUGUGGACCAAAGUAAGCAGUUUUGUGAGAAGCUGUCACUAUGAUGUCAUUGGGUUGGAACCAAACAGAAAAUACAGCUUCAGAGUUCGUGCAGAAAACCAAUAUGGUGUCAGUGAGCCACUGGAAACAGAUCAGCCAAUCACAGCAAAGUUUGCAUUUACGGUACCAGACCCACCAGGACAGCCACGUGUAACUGACUGGGAGAGUGGAAAUAUAACUCUGAUCUGGGACAGGCCAUUAAGUGAUGGAGGUUCCAGAAUUCAAGGCUACAAAGUUGAGUACAGAGAUGUGGCUGAAGAUCCUCAGUGGCGAGUUGCCAACGACUAUCUUGUCAAAGACACAACAUACACUGUCCAUAGUUUGCUGCAAGGCAGAGAGUAUGAAUUCCGAGUCAGGGCAAAGAAUGCUGCAGGAUUUAGCAAACCUUCACCACCAUCAUCACGCUUCCAACUGAAGGGCAAAUUCAAUGUUCCUUCUCCACCAGGAACACCAAAAGUAGUGAAAGUAGGAAAGAGCUAUGUCGAUCUGACCUGGGAACCACCCAUAUCUGAUGGUGGUAGCAGAAUAACAGGCUACAUUAUUGAGCGCCGUGAAGUUGGUGGACCUCCAUGGGCUCGCUGCAAUGAGUACAAUGUUACAGACUGUAGUUACACUGUUCUAAACUUAGUAGAACGGGCAGACUAUGAGUUUAGAAUAUUUGCAGUCAAUGCUGCAGGUCGCAGCGAACCUAGUUCCUGUACAACACCAGUCAAAAUAUGUGAAGUUGAGGGAGGGGAAAAACCGGAGUUUGUACGACAUUUACUUCCAACUACUGUACCACUUAAUAGUUCUGUUGUACUUGAAUGUGAAGCAACUGGCAAGCCACCUCCAUCUGCAAGGUGGCUUCGUAAUGGGCGAGAGAUUAUGCCUGGUGGAAGAUUUCGAAUGGAGUCCAAAGGUGGUGUAUUUAGACUCAUUAUCUCAGAAGUUUGGGAAGUUGAUGAUGGUGACUACACCUGUGAAGCAAAUAAUACUAUUGGCUUCGUUACAACAACUGCCAGAUUAAAGAUUGGAGCACCACCAAGAAUUGAUAGGAUGCCAGGUGACUUGUAUCUGCCAGAGGGUGAUAAUACAAAGAUCAAAAUCUAUUACUCUGGUGAUCAGCCUAUGGAAGUAACUCUGACCAAAGAUGGCAGAAAGAUUGAUGAAACAACUCACAUAAAGUACACUGUAUUCGAUGAAUACCUCAUAAUAUUUAUCAAAGAAAUAGUGAAGUCAGAUGCUGGAACUUACACACUAAAUGUGAAAAAUGAUAGUGGAAGUGUGUCUGCUUCAUUUACUGUUUAUAUAACAGGGUUGCCAGGUCCACCAAUUGGUCCUCUGGAUGUGUCUGAUAUAACUAAGCAUACUUGCACACUCAGUUGGAAGCCUCCAACAUAUGAUGGUGGUCUUCGCAUCACCCAUUAUGUGGUGGAGAGGCGAGACAUAUCAUUGUCCCACUGGAUCAUUGUAUCUAGCUUCUGCAAAGAUACAGUUUUCACUGUGCAAGGACUUACUGAAGGUCAGGAGUAUCUGUUUAGAGUUAUGGCAGCCAAUGAUAACGGCAUGGGCCCACCUCUUGAAGGCACUAAUCCAGUCAAAGCAAAGGCUCCAUUUGAUCCACCUUCUGCACCUGGCGUACCAGUUGUAAAGGAGGUUGGUGGAGACUUUGUCAAUUUGUCAUGGGAGAAACCAGAAUCAGAUGGUGGUUCUCGAAUCCAAGGUUACUGGAUAGAUAAACGUGAGGUUGGCAGUGAAGCAUGGCAAAGAGUAAGUGCUACUCUUUGCGUGGCAACCACAAUUAACAUUUCCAAUCUUAUUGAAGGCCGUCAGUAUGAGUUCAGAGUAUUUGCACAAAAUGUUGCGGGCAUAAGUCCACCCUCUACAGCAUCUACAUCUGUGAAAAUAAAAGAUCCACAUGCUGCUCAGCCACCAGAAAUUGUGAAGCCGUUGAGAAAUGUGAGUGCAGUACAGAAUCGAAAUGCAGAAUUCAAAUGCACCAUCACUGGGUCACCAAGACCAGUUAUUACAUGGUAUAAGGGUGCAAGAGAGCUUUCACAAAGUAUGAAAUAUCAUAUGCUAACUGAAGGUGACAGCUAUUCACUGAUAAUUAAUGACAUUUUUGGGGAGGAUGCUGAUGAAUAUGUAUGUAGAGCUGUGAAUAAAGGAGGAGUGAAGUCUACCCGUGCAGAACUCUUCAUUAUGACACCACCAAAGCUUAAUGUUCCACCUCGAUUCAGAGAUUCAGCAUUCUUUGACAAAGGAGAAAAUGUGGUUAUUAAAAUACCUUUCACUGGUCACCCUAAACCAAGAAUAACAUGGACCAAGGAUGGAGAAACUAUUGAGUCUGGUGGACAUUUUGCCCUAGAAGUUAAGGAAAGGCAUGCUGUGCUAACUAUUCGUGAUGGUAGCAAACUCGACAGUGGCCCAUAUCGCAUUGUUGCAGAAAAUGACUUGGGAAUGGAUUCAGCAAUAAUCAAAAUUCAGAUUAGUGAUCGGCCAGAUCCACCUAGGUUCGUCAAUGCAGAGAACAUUGGACAUGACUCCCUUGCUCUCUCAUGGCAACCUCCAUCAUGGGAUGGUGGCAGCGGUAUUACGAACUACUUGGUAGAGAAGCGUGAACAUCCCAUGUCCAGCUGGAUACGUGUUGGAAACACCAGGUUCACUACGAUGGCAGUUACGGGUCUUAGCCCUGGUCAUGAGUAUGAGUUCAGAGUGUAUGCUGAAAAUAUUUAUGGAAGAAGUGAUCCGAGCUCAACAUCAACCCUCAUAAAAAUGAAAGACACUGGAAAGAAGAUUGUUAGGAAGAAAAAAUAUGAAGUUGAUGCCACUGGUAAGAAGAUCAGAGGACAAGCUGAUGGAAAAGUGUCCGAUUAUGACCAGUAUGUCUUCGAUAUCUACUCUAAAUAUGUGCCACAACCAGUGGAAAUUAAAACAACUAGUGUCUAUGAUUAUUAUGACAUUCUGGAAGAAAUUGGCACAGGAGCAUUUGGUGUUGUGCAUCGCUGCCGUGAAAGGAAGACUGGCAACAUUUUUGCAGCAAAAUUCAUUCCAGUGUCCCAUGCUAUGGAGAAGGAACUGAUUAAAAAGGAAAUUGAUAUUAUGAAUCAGCUGCAUCAUCCUAAACUCAUCAAUUUACAUGAUGCAUUUGAAGAUGAUGAUGAAAUGGUGUUAAUAUUUGAGUUUUUGUCUGGUGGAGAGCUGUUUGAACGAAUCACUGCUGAGGGUUACUCAAUGUCUGAAGCUGAGGUCAUCAACUACAUGCGGCAGAUAUGUGAAGGUGUCAAACAUAUGCAUGAGAAGAAUAUAAUUCAUCUAGAUAUAAAGCCAGAAAAUAUUAUGUGCCAGACAAGGAACAGCACAAAUGUUAAACUCAUAGACUUUGGAUUGGCAACAAAGCUGGAUCCUAAUGAGGUAGUCAAAAUAUCAACAGGAACAGCAGAAUUUGCAGCACCAGAAAUUGUAGAAAGAGAACCAGUAGGAUUUUACACUGACAUGUGGGCAGUUGGUGUACUUGCAUAUGUUCUCCUAAGUGGACUGUCACCUUUUGCUGGAGAUAAUGACAUUGAAACACUGAAAAAUGUUAAAGCUUGUGACUGGGAUUUCGAUGAAGAGGCAUUUGCAAAUGUAUCUGAUGAAGGCAAAGAUUUCAUUCGAAGGCUUUUAGUGAAAAAUAAAGAGAAAAGGAUGACUGCUCAUGAAUGUCUUCUUCAUGCCUGGCUUACUGGUGAUCACAGCAAACGCACUAAUGUCAUCAGUUCCUCAAGGUACACGAAUAUACGUGACAAAAUUAGAGCAAAAUACACAGAUUGGGAUGCAUUCAUCCUACCUAUUGGUAGGCUUGCAGAGUACAGUUCUCUACGCAAACUGUUGGUGGACAAGUAUCGCAUUCAUGACACUUCAUUUGACCGCAGACAAGCUGCCCCAAGGUUCGUAAUCAAACCACAAAGUGCUUUUGCCUAUGAGGGACAAAGUGCUAAGUUCUAUUGCAGAGUAAUUGCAAUAGCCACACCAACAUUGACGUGGUACCAUAACAAUGCUGAACUGAAACAAAGUGUAAAAUUCAUGAAGCGUUAUGGAGGUGAUGAUUACACAUUCAUUAUCAACAGAGUUAAACUGGAAGACAGAGGAGAGUACAUAAUUAGGGCAGAGAACCACUACGGCUAUCGUGAAGAAGUCGUAUUCCUCAAUGUCCAACCCAUUCCAAAAGAGAUUCCACAGUACAGACCUGAAGUCCAGCCUGUAAGACGCCGUGAGCCGUUGUCCUAUGCUCUGUGGCAAGAUGAAAGAGAGAGUGCACCAAGUUUUACAUUCCAUUUGCGACCCAGGGUCAUGCAGAUACGACAGACUUGCAAACUGCUGUGCUGUCUCAGCGGAAAACCAGUACCAACGGUAAAAUGGUACAAAGACAAGAGAGAACUGUCCAAAUAUGACUACACUAUGACACAUGCAGAUGGUGUAGUAACAAUGGAAAUUGUGGACUGUAAACCAGAAGAUUCUGGGAAAUAUAGAUGUGUUGCCACAAAUAUCCAUGGGACUGAUGAAACAAGUUGUGUUGUUAUUGUAGAAGGCUAUGGAUCUACUGCAGAGCAAACCGAGUUAGCUAACAAACUGAUGUAUUCUGGAGAUCGGCGAUAUAUUGAACAACCGAGCCGACCUACAGCAAGCCCUUCUGUAUCUGUUCGGAGAUCCAGCUACAGAGCCUCAGACACUUACAGCAGUUCUGAUUACCGUGGUAGUUCCAGCUCAUCGGUGAAACAGAGUUCAACCAGUCAUUCAAAUUACAAGUCUGCGGCAACAAUAGCUAUGAGUGCAAGUUCAUCAGAGAACAAGACAACGCAGUCUUCUGACAAGCGUGUCAUGAAGAAGUACGGCAGUAAGCUCGAUACAACAGGCAGCCCAUCGAGGUCCAGAAGUGCCACCAAGGAGCUAAUAUUGCCACCUGAUGAUUCCUUAAUGUGUGCUCCUGCAUUUACUAAGAAAUUGGAAGAUCUCACCAUAAAUGAUGGUGAUCAUUUGCAGUUGAGCUGCACUGUCACAGGAGAUCCAGACCCCCAGAUCACCUGGAGUAAGAAUGGAGAGACUUUGACUUCUUCUGACAUUAUUGACUUGAAGUACAAAGGAGGCAUUGCUAGCCUCACAAUAAAUGAAGUUUUCCCAGAAGAUGAAGGAGAAUACUGCUGUGAGGCUACAAAUUCCAUAGGGACUGCAAAGACAAAGUGUAAACUCAAAGUUAAACCAAUGGAGUCAGCUGCUGGAGCCAAAAGCAAAGGUGGUGACUCUGCUCCAAAGAUUGUGAGUCACUUAGAAUCUGCAUAUGUCAAAGAUGGAGAGCCAGUUACAUUGUCCUGCAGGAUUAUUGGUGCGAAAAAGUUUGAUGUAAUUUGGCUCCACAAUAAUAAAGAAAUUAAGCCAAGUAAAGAUUUUGAAUACACAAAUGAAGCAAAUAUAUACAAACUUAAUAUUGCUGAAAUAUUCCCAGAAGAUUCCGGCACUUACACAUGUGAGGCAUUCAAUGAUGCUGGUGAAUCAUUCAGCAGUUGUACACUUGUUGUACUAGUUCCUAAUGAGGAGCCAAAGAGUCCAGUUUUCAAAACAUUCCCACAGUCUGCCACAGUGCAAGAAGCUGAAAGUGUGAGGUUUGAGUGUGAGACAGAGAAAGUUCCAGUCAAAGUGACAUGGUUGAAGGAUGGAAAACCUGUUGAUGAACAAAGUUCAAAUUACCAGUUCAUUAUGGAUGGCAAAAAGAAGUUCAAGUUUGAGAUAGUAAAAUGUACAUCUCUGGAUGUUGGACAGUACACAGCAAAAGCUGUAGGGAAGAAAGGAGAAACUACAGCUGCAUUUGCUCUCAAUGUGUGCCCUCCUGGUGAACUCUGAAGACCAUACCACUAGUUGUAAGCGAAGUACAUUGUUGUUGAGUCUCUGUUUAAUGCCAUUGUGUUCCUGAGGGAGCUUGGAAAUGACCAACUUGGAUGAGCUGAGUGACAGCCUGUCAUGAAAAGUGCAAAAAUAAAUAUAUACAUAUAAGUUAUCAUAUAUUUAUUUUAGAUAAAACAUUGUUCCUUUAUCCAUAUAUUCAUACAUUGUGCCAUAUUAUUUGUAAAAAUUAUUUGCCAGCAUCCUCAAAGUGACACACAAAUUAAAUUAUUGACUGAACAUCAUGCAUCAUGAAACAGUUUUCUACCCAUCACCAACAUAAAAUCAUCGACAUUAUUUAAAUAUAGCAUAUUCAUCAUAUCACAUCCAUUAAUUUGUUAAUGUAAUUUCUCUGUCAUUUUAGUCUGAAUUGAAAACUGUUGUCAUCAUGUAUGAUGGACUCUAGUCAACUGAAGUUUGGUCCCUAAAUGUUAUGCAAUCAGAAAUGGAUACACACAGGUAUGUCUGUGUGGAUGACAACACGCGUGUGCAGCACGUGCAUUUCGGAGGAUGAUUGUGAGUGUGAAAGGGAGUGAGGUUGGUUCUGGAUGUGUGUGCAUGCAUGCAUGUGUGUACAUAUAUAUAUGUAUAUGUGAAAGUAUUUUUUUACUGAUUGCUUUAAGAAAUAAAUAUUUUUAUUAAGACCUGAAUUUUAGUAAGUAUGUAUUAUUAAAUUAUUUUGUACAAUUCAUUUGUAUGUAAAUGGAUGAAGGGCAUUUAAACUAGUGAUGUUUGUACUUCGAUUUACUUUCCAAUUGCUUAAAACUAUGAAAACUGUAGCUUUGUUCGUAUGGAACUGGGUGUUAUUCUUCUGUCUUUAGAGUUCCUUUUUCUCUAAACAUUGUAAAAAAACUAAACUGUCUAUUUUAUGUAAAAGACAAGAGUUUAACACGCAGACUUCUGUAUCUUGUAAUGUUUGUGUACUUAUUCUCAACAGAACUCACAACUCUGUAUAGUUCAAUGGUAUGGUGUAUGAAUAAACGGUAAUGUGAACAGACAA
Schistocerca cancellata (South American locust) is the source of this 27436-nucleotide messenger RNA. It is a transcript of the gene bent, whose product is annotated as twitchin. The record is from RefSeq and is a predicted model, not a curated record. The transcript has 149 exons. NCBI's taxonomy places the organism in Eukaryota, Metazoa, Arthropoda, Insecta, Orthoptera, Acrididae. Gene Ontology annotation, molecular function: protein kinase activity; protein binding; ATP binding. The coding region runs from base 121 to 26397 and encodes 8758 amino acids. Gene Ontology annotation, biological process: protein phosphorylation.